Messenger RNA from Lepisosteus oculatus (spotted gar), 1729 nucleotides. The record is from RefSeq and is a predicted model, not a curated record. Lineage: Eukaryota; Metazoa; Chordata; Actinopteri; Semionotiformes; Lepisosteidae.
GCACUUUUGCCACAGGCUCAAACAGUCAUCCGACCUUUGUUUUAGGAUGUUUGAGUUACCUCUCAGAAAGAACUCCCUCCACAGAAAACUGCUUUUGUCCCACUGUAUCUUAUUAAUGGUGGUUAGCCUGACUUUGUGUUUAAGUAUUUUCUUACUGCAUCAGAUCUUUAUUUUAAGAGAUGAUCUGGAAAAACUCAGCGAGGAAAUUUAUACUCACUUAAACCAGCAUGUAUCAUCAGAUCUUAGCGGUCAAUGGUCUGUGUCUGAAAAGGAAAAGAAAUUAAGCUCAAGCGUUUCUUCCAUCUUACAUCAUGGCAAAAGUUCAAAGGUAUAUCACUAUCCAGUUGCGAGCUCUUUCUUGAGAACAAAGCGAGAACAAAAGGGAUUUACAAAACAACAAUCAUUUCUGCAGCUGAGAGCCAGGACUAAUGAAAAGCCAAUUCAUAAAGGUAACACAACUAUUAUUCCAUGGACUGUUGCUGUUCAAAGAGGAGGAGCUCUGUCCACCACUGACAAUAAAAUUAUUGUACAACAGGACAGUUAUUAUAUGGUGUAUGGCCAGGUUGUGUUCCUCAAUCCUGGAGACAUAAUGGGUCAUUUAAUCCGGAGGCGGAAAUCCAGUAUUUCUGGCACUGAGCAAAGAUUCACAAACUUGCUCCUCUGUAUCCAAGACAUGCCAAACAAAGAAAGUAUCAAUUCAUGCUACACUGCAGGAGUUGUAAAACUUGACCAAGAGGAUGAGCUGGAACUUGUCAUCCCUGACCGACCACAGACCCAAGUCUCUAUGGAUGCUGACUCCACAUUUUUCGGCAUUAUACAGCUCAGCUAGUACAAACAUGUAUAAAAAGAACAAGAUGAGAACAAGAUUCCCAUUGUUUCUGUACUCCCAUAGCGGUUGGAUCCAUUUCAGGUUUUGCAGUCUGCCGGUUCGUGGACUGAUGAAGCAGAAAGUUAUUUCAUAUUAUAUAUAAAUUUUACACAUCUGUCCAUAAAAGUUAACUUAAAUAUAGGACAUCAAGUUUGUAAUAUCCAGCACCUCGGGAUGGAUUAGCUUUCUAUGGAUCAUUAAACAUGAAAUCAAUCAUUCUGCAAGGCAAUGGGAGGUUUUUGUUUCGACAAACUGACAAAUAUUGCUUGAAAGUUAGAGAACAACAAACCUGAAACAUUCUCAGAUGAGGAAUGAAAGAAAUGAUGGACAUGCUUACUGUAGGUGAGCCAACUGCUUUGUGUAUGAACAACAUGCUUUGCAAUUAAAGAAGUAUUCUUUCUCUUGGGAGCAGCUCUGGGUUUACACUCAGUAUAAAAGGAAAACUUUGAGUUACUUUACCGAAAUUUUGAGCCUGCAUGCCUCUUGGAGGUUUGUUCUAAGCUAACUGUUGUAACUGAUUUAUAUUUUAAAACUCCACAGCUGUGUUUGUCUAUGCCAAGCAAAAUUGACCCCAGGAUUUUAACAAACACAUUGGUAAUAUUUUACCACAGAAAUGCAACUUUGUUUGAUCAUAGAAUAAUAUAAGCACUCCGGAAAUGUAGUACCUUUUGUACUUUAUACAGUAACCUUCCCAGAAGGCUGACAACUUCUUUCCUAUAGUUUCAAGCCUCUCCCUUGCUUGUAUAUUAUGACUAAUUGGUAAACUGUAUAGGUGGGUCAUCCUGUGUACACCAUUCCUUCCCCAACUUAUCUGAAUGUAAUAUUAUGAUAUGUUGAUGUGAAUACAACCUCAGAAAAGCA